Linderina pennispora is the source of this 958-nucleotide messenger RNA. RefSeq lists its product as uncharacterized. The coding region runs from base 283 to 864 and encodes 193 amino acids. NCBI's taxonomy places the organism in Eukaryota, Fungi, Kickxellomycota, Kickxellomycetes, Kickxellales, Kickxellaceae. The record is from RefSeq and is a predicted model, not a curated record. The transcript has a single exon.
AUGUUGGCGGCAGUGCAAGCUCCCGGCAGUAAUCGCAUCUGACCAUGUAUCCUUGUGAGCGCUGGCGUGAGAUCCAUAGUUGCGCUGCUUGCCGACGGUUAACGUUGGUGCGGUGCGACAGAACGCGGGUGCUGAUACUGUCGAGUUCUGGUUUGGCCUCAGCCUUGGCUGGCUUCUCCUCUUUCUUUGCUACCGGCUUCUCAUCCUUGGGCUGCUGCUCGGGCUGUGCCGCAGGACUGGCUCGACUGCUGGCUUUGCACUUGCGUUUGCUCCUGUGUAUCAAUGGCCGUAUCGACGGCUAGGACCUUGGCUUCCUUCCACUUAUCUUCCGACCACAGCCUCGGGUGUGUGCACAGUUGGCGUAGACGCAAGGAUGAUUUUGAGAAUAUGGAUAUAGUUCUUCAGCAGCGUGCCCGAGCUCGCCAUCGCCUGGUACUUGUUCUUGGCGACGUCUUCAGCCAUAUUAUACAGCCGCCGUUCCCCGUCGGCCAGGUCAAGCCACCGGAUGACCUCAAACUUGGGGGGCAGCUCGACCAUAGUUUUCUGCGUCUUAGUGUCGUAUUGCUGCUUCAUCCUACGCAAGCACAAUGCUUGCAUCAACCGCUGCACCCGGUUGGCACCGAUGUUCCCUUCCUCAAAAUUCUCGAGUCCGUCUCCAGACAGCUGCCGCAGGUUCUCGUGGAACGGGGCGCCAACAUACGUGAGCCACACCUUCCAGUUGUUGAACGGGACAACACGCAAAAAGCGCAGUUGACUGUAGAGGUCGUCGAGGCGGUUCUGGAUUGGUGUGCCGGUAAGGCACCAUCGGACGGUCGGCGGAUAGGGCAUGUGCCGAAUGGCUGGUUGCUGUACGGCGCUCUUUGAUGGUAUGAGCCUCGUCGAGCACUACACGGUGCCAGUGCACAGCCUGCAGGGGAGAGACAUAGGGGGUUUCGGGGAUUUGGUACCACUGCGUGUC